UUUCUUUACGGUCCCUCCCACGUCAAGGCAAAGACAAGUACGACAAACAUCAAAGAGUGACAGUGUCCAUUGAUGAUGGAUGUACAGUUGCCAGUGCCUACUAGCUAGAGUACUGAUUGAUUGAAUCGAAUCCACCUUGCCACAAGUACGGACCAUACUUGUCUUCUUGGAACACUUUCAGGCGAGACUCUCGAACAUGAGUUGGUUCGAAACGGCAACAAAAAUCGUCGUUGGAAACACUACUAACCAACUGUGGGAACAGAUUCGAUCGAUUCGGCGCAAUGAUGAAGGAUUGACAGACAUCAUUGUGGUUCUCCAGCCGGACCAAUAUCAUCACGAGGACUUUGCUCUCUUUGUGGGUGCCCUGGGCGUCAACAGCAUUGUGGAAGCGCUCUGCCUACUCGUGGAGGGAGUGCUGCCAUCCCACGAGGUGCAGGCAUUGGGCAACAUGUUCCGGACCAACAGUAGCAUGAAGAGACUUUAUCUAAUUGAUCCUCACAAUCACCAACUCCAAUUGUUGUGGCAAGGUGUUCAUUCAAGUCAAUCUCUGAAAAAGGUUGAUCUGAUCAGGGUGUCGGCCGCUUGUGUCUUUAGUUUUUUGGAGAACCGGACAGAAUCAUCUCGCAUCAGAUCUUUUAACUUCAUGAAGUGUCCUUUUCCAAAGCGCAAUGUGGAUUCUCUCCUUGCGCAGAUCUUUCAACCAGAAGCUUUGGUGCACAUCUUGUCUCUGAUCAAAUGUAUUUUUGAAGCUGAGGAGGACAAACACCGCAUUGCUCUGGCUCUGGCCCAGAGUACCUCUGUGGAAGGAUUUCUAUUAAAGGACAAAGUUGAGCUCAACAAGGAGACUGCUGCUAUGUUUGCACAUGCUAUUGCUACGAACAAGGCACUGGAAAUGGUGGCAUUUCACAAUUUGCAGGAUGAUGCCUUGCCCAUUAUCACACAGGCAGUUGAGCAGAAUCAUUACCUGACACAUGCACAAGUCUCAGGAAAGGAAAAAGGGAUUGAAGCGAUUGCUGGAGAAAUUGCAACAGGAGACCCUGAGAAAGAUUACAAGCAGAAGGUUGCCCUUUCUAUUGCAAUGAACAAGGCAGGCCGCCGCUUUCUGCAGGAUUCCAUUCAGCGUCCUGGUGGUGCAAGUAUUGAAGAGUUUUGGUUGUCCUCAUUGGCCAAAAUCAACAAAUACACUGUUGCUUACUGUUGGAUUCGCAACUAUCCUGACAUUUUCCUUCGCGUGGCUGGUCUUGGGGAGAAAAGGGAAGAGAAAGGGAAGAGAAAGGCUCCUCUCCAUUGUGGGUGGGGGGCAAAGAAGCUCAAGACUGUGGGCUGAAAAGAAAUUUGAUCCUACCGGUACUCGGAGCGACUAUAAGCAACGCAGCUUUGAGUUUUUCUUGGUCGCCCGAGCUGCAUUCUCUGCUCUGCUUGCUACAAUUGUGUGACAUUCACGCACUGCGUUACGCCCUACCGGUAUGCGUAGUUCGCUCGUUCCAUCAUCAGGAAGGGAGCUGGCGACAGCAAAGACGUAGAUGCACUAAUGCCAAGCUGUAGCGCUUUUACUGCUCACAGGCGGCGUCCUCGCCGAAACGAAGCAGUCCAUCCAAAGUGGGCCCACGACAUCAGCACAAUCUUGCGCUAGUUGGUGCAACCAAAACAUGCUGAACUCCUUUUGAUCCAUCGCGUAGCGUAGGUGUGUCGCUGCGGCAGGCUUGGCCGAGAGUCCCGAAGAUCCCACCCGCUGUGGUCCACCGCUUGCUUGAGCUGUCCUUCAGGCACCAUUUUUGGAUUUCUUGCUGUUCGGGGAUUGUUACAUGCUACUAGUUCCCUGCAAUCCUCUUGCCAAACUGUUUGCUACUUAGCAGCAGCAAGGAAGUGGUUGCACGGUCAUUGCUACAAGCAAGGACAAGGUUUCGUGCAGACGGUGUCGCCUGGGAGAACGAAAGGCAGUGCCGCGUUGUGGGUCUCACAACUGUCACACUGCUACGUCCUUGCCAUUAGGCCAAAUACCGGUAGGGUUGUCUAGCUAGCUACUAGAAAGAUUGAAUGAUGAAGUUGAGAGUAAUACGUAUGUGCUAGCAGGUUAAAGUAAGAAGAUAUGAGCAAAAUUGUGUUUGGCCCUGAGGCAGG
Messenger RNA from Seminavis robusta, 2121 nucleotides. The record is from the annotation of a GenBank genome assembly. NCBI's taxonomy places the organism in Eukaryota, Bacillariophyta, Bacillariophyceae, Naviculales, Naviculaceae.